Molecule: messenger RNA, 326 nt
Organism: Soboliphyme baturini
Lineage: Eukaryota; Metazoa; Nematoda; Enoplea; Dioctophymatida; Soboliphymatidae
Source: the annotation of a GenBank genome assembly
AUGAACUUUGUCAGAAAAGUUGAACACAGAAUUGGCAGUCUUGUCGCCGAUUAUUCGGAUUUUCCAGUUAAAGUCGAUGGAAACGGAAAUUUGCAGUUCUCACAUGUGGAAAGGGAGGAUGGCACCGAAAACCUGAUCUAUCAGUGUGCCGCGACCAGUCCAGUUCUUCAUGGCGAAUACCGAGCUGGCGAUGAAUUCCGGUUGGUAGUUGGACCCAAAAAGGGACCACCUGCUCCAAUGCGAGUGAUGUGGGCGUCUCCUGAAAAUAUGCGUAUCGCAGCCGGCGAAGACCUCCGUCUUAGCUGCAUAUUCAGUGGCAGGUAAGG